This is a messenger RNA of Frankliniella occidentalis (western flower thrips), 7217 nucleotides long. Its product is annotated as brefeldin A-inhibited guanine nucleotide-exchange protein 3. Lineage: Eukaryota; Metazoa; Arthropoda; Insecta; Thysanoptera; Thripidae. The record is from RefSeq and is a predicted model, not a curated record. The transcript has 28 exons. Gene Ontology annotation, molecular function: guanyl-nucleotide exchange factor activity. Gene Ontology annotation, biological process: regulation of ARF protein signal transduction. Bases 170 to 6727 code for a protein of 2185 amino acids.
GACAACUUAGGGGCGUACAGCGGUGUUUACAGCUGGUGUUGGUCUGACAGUUGUUGCUGUCAAACUGUGAAACAAAAUGAAGAAACUCUUUGGUAUAGGUACUUUUCUUAAAUUUUGGUAGGGGAAGUUGGAGGUUUCUUAUUCCAGCAACAAUCAGAUAUCCAAAACAAUGGAGGACUUACUUCUGCAACUGGGAAAAGAAGCCAGCGGGGCCAAGUUAGCUCCUCUCAGAGCAGCCGCUCAGGAAGCAUACGACUUCUUAGGUAGGCAGUCAGUUCUUAUGCAUGAUCCAGCCUAUGAACUUCGAGCAAAAUGCCUUCUUCCGCUGCAAAUAGCUUUAGACACAAAAAGAAGCAAAUUUGUUGCCCUAUCUUUGUCAGGAUUACAUAAAUUGGUAAGGGAUGAUCGCUUCCAAUCGCACCUUGAACCAGAAGAUGAUUCCUUAUGGCUACCCUCUCAACUUCUCCAUGUAUUUAGUGGUAUGCUAUCCCAUACAGAUGACACUCAAGUAGACAUGCUGAAGGUGUUAUUAAAUGUUGCGUGUUCUCCAAGUUGGACUGUCAAUGGGCGUAUAAUCAUACAAAUGUUGACACUGUGUGGGGAAGCAUAUGAAUCAGGAAAUCAGUCAGUUCAAACUGCUGCCCAGACUGCUACUAGUCAUACACUAAGAGCUUUCUGCAAUUUCUUAGAAGAGGAAUGUCAAGAACUAGAACUUAAUGCAAGACGGUCAAAGGAUGUGGCAGGUAUUGAGCUGAGUGCUGGUGUAUCAUGUUUUAGUGAAGUUAUUCCCAUCAUGCAAUUCAUAAUAAGUAAACUUGAUGAAUCACAGAGCUGUGGUAGGAAUGGACAUACAGUGGUAUUUUUACUUGAAUGCCUUCACACAUUGGUGUCAAGUUUACCUCAAGCCGUUCAUGCAAAUCGACAUUUUACUGCAUUUUUGUGGCAAAAGCUUUGUCCAGCCCUUGUGGCAUUUCUUGGCACCCCUCGCGUGGACAAAAACAUUGUUUCCUCUCGUCCAGAUAAUUCUUCUCUUGGUAAGGCUGGGGCAAAUGUGAAAGGACGUGGCUCUGGCUGUCUGGCAACAGCUCCUAGCUUCAAUAGUCAACAGGCAAAGACUGUUUACAGUAUUGGAACUCAACUUGUUCGUCUGGUUGGUUGUGUUGGAUCUUUAAGACCAGUUUUGGAAUCAGUUUUCCAUCGUAUGCUUCUUUAUCCUCCCCCUCAACAUCGCUUGGAAGCCUUGCGUGCGCUUAAGGAGCUUUUAAGAAGCCCCAGUCGUAUGGUAGACUUUGCUGGGCCAAUAAUACCAGAGGAUGAAAAAGGGUCUCCUCAAAGUGACAUGGCUUUAAUGCGACUAGUAAUGGACUCUAUUGAUGAAUGUGCCACAAGAGGAAAUUCUGCUCUUGCUCAAGCAAGUGUGGCUUGCAUUGUAGCCAUGCUGGGAUCUCUAGAAGAUCUUUGUGCUGGACGUGGAAUUUCUGAUAAAUACACUGAUAAAAUCAACACAAUAUACCCCCAUUUAAUUCUUUGUGACUAUCGAGGACCGUUGACCUACCAAAGCAUGUCUAGGCUUCCCAAAAAUUAUUGUGAAAGAAUGGAGCGAGAGAAGGCAUUGCUUCGCAGUGGUGCUACAGAAAGUGACAGUAGUAGUGGUAUUGAACAGAGCCAGCCCGGCGCAAGUGAUCAUAGUGACAGGAGUGACCAAAGCCAUAGUUCAGGAGACACUGAAGGACCGGAGGAUGACCCUCAAUUGGAUGAAAUGGUUGCUGAGGCUGACAUACAACAAAGAGAGAAUCAAAAGUUGGAUCCAAUUGAUGAAAGGCUAGAAAGAUUGCCUCGAACUCUUCAUGAAUAUCAGCCAAUUCCAGUCCGUGCUGAGUAUAUUGAUGUUGAAAGACAAAGUGCUCGCCAUUUUGCACAAAGUCUCAAUGGUUUGGUGAGAGACCUGCUAAUUUUACGAAGCUCAAUUGAAGUUGACGCUGCUUUGCAAGAAUUUGCCUCUAAAUAUUGCCAAGGUGUAUUUGCAGGACAUAACAUCAGUGAUUGCCCUGCUGCUCCUGUAACAAUAAUCAAUGCUGAUGGAAUUUAUCUUGCAACAUAUUCUGCCCUUUUGUUGAAUUUGAAGCUAAUACACCAAGGUUACUAUGCUGACAACAAUAAAGUGUUACCAAUGAAUGAGGAUCAAUUUGUUGAGCAAGUGCACGGAUCUGGUGUUCUUGUCUACCUGUCUUCUGCCUGGCUGUCAGAAUUGUAUCAAGAAACUCUAAGUAAUAGUGUUCUUGAACGCAAUGGCUAUGAUGCCUCCCUGACUGAUAAUGUUGCUUUGAUAAAUCUACUGACCGACCUGGAUGGGCUUGACUCAAAUCAGCCCGGUGGACAGCUUCUCUCUGACUGUAGACGCCUUGAAAGAGCAACUACCCAGGUUGAAAUAAGUCCUGAAGUUGAAGCAGGUAUUAAAUUAUCUCGCCGUGUGUUAACAUGCUGCUGGGACUCCAUGCUUGCUGUCCUGUCAUCUAUGCUUGAGGGCUCUAGCCGGGUUGCAUCUGUCCGAACUGGUAACAGCAGGGAUGACAGUCGUAGGUACCGUGAAGCUGUUGUGUCCAGCCUGGAAGGCUUGCAACGCGCUGCAAAACUUGCCAAUAUUUUAGGAAUGCAAUCUCGAUGCGGGUCACUAUUUUCUUUAUUGGCCUCCGCAUCAUGUCCUGUUGGAGCAUUUGAUGGUAAUUUGACCGGUGCAGCUUCAGAUGAAGAACUUAUGGGUGAACUGGAAGAUACUGGUUUGAGCUACACUUUGACGGCUGCUCGCAGUAGAGAACAAUUAGCUGCUGCAUUGAGACAUAGUUUAAGAAAACCUCGCCAACGCAUUAGGAAACUCAAACGAUUGCUUGGCCAAACACGUAAACUUCAUGCUUCCCAUGCCCUGAGUAUGGACGUGCUUGUAGGACGUGGUUUGGAAAUGAGCAGUCAUAGUGCUGAUUGCUGGCCUCAUGUGUUUAGAUGCUGCUUAUUUGUUGCCAAGCUUGAACAUGAUUUCUUUAGUCAACUUCACAAUCGUAAUCUUGGUCCUAAAUUAUCUAUGAAGACUAGCACCUCUAGUCCUGCUUUAGACAAAACCUCUAUUCAAGACCGACUCAAUCUCAGUUUUGACCCUGUGGAUGAUACUGAAAUUUGUGAUGUGUAUGGGUUCUUAUCCACUCCAACAACCCCAGUUAGCACAACUGCUUCUGUGACUGAUGUCAUUCAAGGUAGCAAUGCUGAUGCUAGCUCUGGGGGACUUUUGUCAGAUUACCACGCUGCCAAAGUAAUUUGUUUACUUUCUCAGCAAGUUGAUAGGCUUUUUGAUGAAGCAGCUCUCAAACUCAACAUGAGAGCACUCACUGGAUUCUUGAAAGCCCUAUGCUCUGCAUCACAUGGACAAUUGUUCUCACGAUCUGGCAAAAGUAACCCUGUGGUACGAGCCAGUGCAGAAAAGGAAUCAGUAUCGAGUCGAAUUUGGUGGCCAGGAGGGCGUUUAAAAGGGAAGAUCCAAACGGAAAAUGAACUCGGAGACCACCCUGAUACAUCCUUACUCCUAACACGUAUUGGAGAUGUCAUGUUAAAAUGUAUCCGAAGCGGACGGCCCCUGAUUCAUAUAAUGAGAGCAUGGUCUAUUGUCGGACCACACUUCAUGGAGGCUGCUUGCCACCGAGAUCGGACUAUUUCAAAGCAAGCCGUUGCUUGCAUCCAUGACUCAGUUAAUGCUCUACUCAAUGAUCAAUCUGAACUUCCCUACUUCCAUUUCAACGAAGCUCUUUUUAAACCAUUUGAAAAUCUGCUCUGUUUAGAGCUGUGCGAUUCAGAUGUGCAGGAUCAAAUUGUCAGCUGCAUCUGCGAGUUUGUGGAGGCUAACAGAACGGAGAUUCGGUCGGGGUGGAGGCCACUCUUUGGCGCCCUGCGCGUAGUGAAGGUCACCGCUCCGGCAGCGACCCCGGCCGCCGCGCCCUCCACCCCUACCUCGCCGUCGGCGCCCGUGGGCCACCUCGGCCACCUCGCCGCCCUGCUGGACGUGUUCCAGGUGUUCCUCAACACGCACAACCCACUCGUGUUCUCUAAUGCCGCCGUUGACUGCGUGCUCUGCCUCUUGAAGCAUGUGCGCAAGCCCGGUGACGCCGAGGACCCUAGCAGUGAUGUGCCCGUUCAGCUGCGCCUCGCCGCCCUCAGGUACCUGCGCCGCUGCUGCCAGAUCUUAGCCUCCAUGUACGACAUGCCAGCCUGCCCCAUCUUCCACUCGGCCCAUCGCAUGUGCCAGAGUCCGGCGUUGGUGCUCAACCCCAUCCACUCGGACCUGGAGAUCGUGGACUGGGAGCCGGGCGCGUGCGUGGAUGACGUGUCCAACGCGCUCAACGCGGCCCUGGGGGCCGUGCCUCACUCGCUGCUCAGCACGUUCGACGACCCGGGCAUCAUUGACCUGGCGAGCAUCGACCGGCCCAGCGGCGUGCUCCGCGUGUGGUACCUGGUGCUGGAGGGGCUCAUGGCCACCGUGUCCGGGGAGCAGCACCAGCAGAACGUGCUGGACGCGCUGUUCCAGCAGAUGCACGAGCUGCUUCAGGUGCCGGGGCCGCUGUUCGCCCUGCACUGCGUCAACCACAUGCUGCUGCCGCUGCUGCAGAGCUGGCUGCGGCGCGCCGGCAAGCAGCCCGAGGCGUGGGAGCGCUGCGCGGCCAGCUUCAAGCAGUGCUGCGGGCUGGCCACGGACCUGGUCGUCGAGUACCUCGCCUACCUCAAGGAGGUGGUCCCGCCGCCGGGCUCCCCGGCCGGCACUCAGGAGCAAGUGGAGGCGGCCUGUUCGCUCAUGCUGAAGGGCGUGCUGCUGGUGCUGGUGGAGUGCGUGAUCCAGCCGGUCGAGAGCAUCGCGCGCCUGGGCUGCGCCUGCAUACGCCACCUGUUCAUCGCGGCCGGCCCGCUGCUCACCGAGGCGCAGUGGUGGUCCGUCGUGGCCGCGGUGCACCUGGCCACGGCCGCCUCGCUGCAGCCCAUGAGGCAGCUGCUCGUCGCCUUCCGCCCGGGAAGCCACGCCUUCUACGGGGACGUGGGGCAGGUGAAGGUGGCUGCGCGGCGGGACACGACUCCCGAGCAGUGCCUGCGCCUGGCGCACCUCGGACACCAGGUCUUCCUGCUGGAGGGGCAGCGCGAGGCGGCCUGUCCUGCGCCAGCGCCGCCCUCGGUGUCCGUGCCCGGAGUCGGACCGGGGGACGCGGAGGAGCGGUCGUACGUGCUCCUGCUGUUCAGCCCCAGCUCCAGGACAGUGGUCGCCUCGGGCGCCCACUACCCGGGCUGUGCGCUGGGCCCCGGCGAGGACGCCGUGGUGCGCGUCUGGUACCGCGCGCUGGUGGUGGGGCUGCUGGCGCACCAGCUGCUGCUGCACUCGCUGGGCGCCCUGCUGCUGCGCGGCACGCCGCACGCCGUGCCCGCCCUGGCCAACGUGGUGCAGUGCGGCCCCGCCUGCGGCUCGUCCUCGCCGCCCGGCGCCGCCCCCGCGCUCCCGGGCAUGAUGCGCCUGCUGUCCCCGGCCCAGCUCGAGGGCCUCCUCGCCGCCCUAGACGUGAGCUACUGCGCCGCGCUUCAGUUCGACGCGCGGCCGGGGCUCAAAUUCCUCGUGCAGAAGGUAGCCGGGCUCGACUCAGCGGCCAACCUGUACCGGCAGGCCGCCGCGGCUUGGACCAUCAAGGUUGUGGUGCUCGUCGACGUGGCCCUGCACGAGAUAGCGGUCACAUCGGCGUCCACGGAUGACGUCCGCCGCCUGAUGGAGGACGCAGCAGGCCCCAGCGCCGAUGGCGAGGGUCCCGGCAGUCAGGCGCCUGUCGGGAGUCUGGGCUGGGCACUGUCGUUACUGCGGCAGUCGUUCGACGCGCUGUGCGCCCUGUACGUGGACGUGGUGGAGGACCGCGAAGGCCGCCACGCUGCCUCCGACACCCUCGGCGACCAGCCCAUCUUCUUCCUCACCUCGCAGGGUUCCGAUUUCCCCGACAUACCACGCAGACAGGAGCUGCUGGCGGAACGUCAGGAGGGGAGUGCAAAACCACCAGAUUUCGAGGAGGCGGAAGUAGCUGCCGUCGAUACACAAGAGGAGGAUGCCGAGGAAGGAGUUGUGACGACUACUAAAAGAAAGAGGGUGAAGAAAGAGAAAAGGGAGAGGCCAUAUCGGCCUUUCAAGCUGGCAGAUUUGGGACGCUUGUCUCUUGACUCCACCAGUAGUUCCUCAUCCAGUGUUGAAGUCGAUGACAAUGACGGCUCAACUCAUGAGAGUCCUUCGCCAACCCCUGAUCUGGACCCUGACAUUGACAAUACACAAGACCGGCAGGAAGGAGAGACGGCUGACAACAUGGAAACAUUAGUGGCAGAAUAUCGCAGGCACAAAUCAAGGUUUGGUGUUCACCCAAGAAUGAACCCCUUUAAUGCUCCACCCCAACCUCCACCAGCCCUGGACAUACCACCAGAAAUUGAUCAACAACGAAGAGCCAGUAUUAUCAAAGACUCUGGUGCUCGGAGAGUAGCUGCAAGGGAGAUGCUAGGCUCGUUGUUGGACCUAGUGGCCCAGUUGUCAGAUGCCCAAUUCACUGCACUCCUUCCAGCGCUGUUUGGAGGGCUUCGCCGCCUGACUGCACACUCGCGUGACCACACGUUGCAGCAAGCACUUGCUGAGCUGUAUCAUCGAAUAGCUAGGCUCUAUGGUUUCAGUGCGGAGUGAUGUACUAAAAUUGCAUUAUCAACUGCUUGGUAACUUAGGCUGUAUUUGCUGGCCAACUUUACAGUCUACAUUAUUGUAGUAUUUACAAACAUUCUAGUCAUAUACGUACCUAAUAUUUUCUAUACAGUAUAUCUAUUGGAAGUCUUGUAUUUUUUGAAGUACAUAUUUUUAAGUCAUGUAUUUUUUGAAGUACAUAUAUUCUAGUCAUUUUUCUCUCUAUUCAUAAACGGAAAGAAAUGUGAUAUGUGCAUAGAGGAAACAAUGAGCUUUCCUCUCCAGCACAAAGUUAUGUUUUAAAACCAUUGUGAAAAACUUUUCAUUUAGAACUUUAAGUUUUUUUGUGUCACUUGUUUCAAAUCCGGAAUACUGAUCCAUGGGCCUCAGUGAUGAUUUUUAUUGUUGUCACUAGCAGAUAAAACUUACUUUAGUGAGACCAGGGAAAGAUUGUACUUCUCAAAGCAGCAUAGGAGUUCACAGAGUUCACAGGCGA